UGGACCUUGCUCGAGAAUGGAGACGUCACUCGAGACGAUGUCGAUUUAGGCUCAAUGCAGGGUGCAGCUGUGAAGGCAUGGCAUGGCGGGGUCGUUUGGUUGGCAGAUUCCUUCGGAGGACCUCUCCCACUCUCAACAACUUCAGCUCGAUUGACUUUUCUUCCAUUUACUAGAAUUGAACCCUCUUCACGCAACCGACAAUAUAAACAAUAAACUAUUCGAGCAAUUAACCAAUUGUCGCCUGUUUACAACACACAAUGUCUUCAGCGCCGUUCGAAGUGAAGUGGGGUAUCCUUGCCACAGGUGGCAUUGCAACCACAUUCACAAAAGAUAUCCUUACCAACCCUUCCACCCGCUCCGUCUCAGAUAUCAAGCACACCGUCGCCGCAGCCGCAUCCUCUUCCUCUCAAUCCCGUGCAUCUACCUUCCUCAAAGAAGUCGGCGCCCCCUCGUCCGCAAAGGCCUACGGCUCAUACGCAGAACUCGUCGCAGAUCCCAAUGUCGACAUUAUAUACGUUGCAACUCCACACUCUCACCACUUUCAAAAUGCAAUGCUCGCCCUGAAGGCAGGGAAGCAUGUCCUCUGCGAGAAGGCAUUCACCGUGAAUGCCGCACAAGCACGGAAGCUGGUCGAGACGGCGAAAGAGAAGGGAUUGUUUCUGAUGGAAGCUGUUUGGACGCGGUACUUCCCAUUGAGCAUCAAGAUCCGGGAAUUGGUCUCUACAGGUGUAAUCGGGAAGGUGCAUCGCGUCACAGCAGACUUGUCAAUCCCAACUGCAACCGAAGACGGAGGCCUGAAGUUCCCUGACGAGAACCGUAUGGUGAAUGUUGAUCUCGCCGGCGGUGCGCUCCUAGAUCUUGGAAUCUACUCCUUGACUUGGGUAUUCCAGAUCCUCUACCAUUGCCAGCCUACAGAUAAGCGGGAAAAGCCCAAUGUUUUGGCGAAUGUGCAGAAGUAUGCUAGGACUGGCGCGGAUGAAUCGACAAGUAUGCUGUUGGGAUUCGGGGAUCAGAGGGUGGGCAUUGCAACGACGAGUUUGAGGGUUGCGACGACACCUGAUGGGGAGGGAAGUCCUGCCGCUGGACCUGCAGCGAGAAUCCAGGGCACGAAGGGGGAGAUUCAGGUCAUUGGACCAUUAUAUAGACCUAUGCAUUACAGGGUCAUUAUGAUUGGUGGUGAGAAGGGUGUCGUUGAGGAUGUGGAUUGUCCAAUCCCUACCGAUCCCGAGAGGGAUGGAUGGGGCCACGGUAUGUUCUGGGAAGCCGAUGAGGCAGCAAGAUGUUUGAGGGAUGGCAAGUUGGAAAGUGAUGGGCUGGGAUGGGAGGAGAGUCUCGUGAUCAUGGAGACUAUGGAUGAGGUUAGAAAACAGGGUGGACUGGUAUACCCAGACUUGAUUGAGAGCAGCGUGUUUGAUGAGAAGAGCUCUCUCAACACUGGGAAGUGAUACAAGGAAGACUGAGAUAUAGAUCGCAAUAUCCUCAAUUCUUCUGUAGACAUACACUGGUAGAACAUGUAAUGAAUAUCUUGGA
Molecule: messenger RNA, 1530 nt
Organism: Cadophora gregata
Lineage: Eukaryota; Fungi; Ascomycota; Leotiomycetes; Helotiales; Ploettnerulaceae
Gene: XYD1
Product: D-xylose 1-dehydrogenase (NADP(+))
Exons: 2
Coding region: 258-1445 (395 amino acids)
Molecular function (GO): nucleotide binding
Source: RefSeq, a predicted model, not a curated record